Molecule: messenger RNA, 3589 nt
Organism: Grammomys surdaster
Lineage: Eukaryota; Metazoa; Chordata; Mammalia; Rodentia; Muridae
Gene: Ptprr
Product: protein tyrosine phosphatase receptor type R
Exons: 14
Coding region: 484-2454 (656 amino acids)
Biological process (GO): protein dephosphorylation
Molecular function (GO): protein tyrosine phosphatase activity
Source: RefSeq, a predicted model, not a curated record
GAGCUGGCUCCCCUCGCAGCCUCAGCUAAGACCCGGAGAGGUGGAAUUUCGAUUUGAAACUCCCUAGCCAGGGCCGGCGCUGGGCAUGCUCAGUGCCUCGGCGUGUCGGGCUGCUGCUAGCUGCACAGGCAGCAGAGGCGCUGCCUGGCUCGGAGACUGGCACUAGAGUCCACCCCACUGUCACCACCGGCUGAGGGCUUCCAGAAGGCCAAACUCUCACCUCCUCUGAGCGCCUUGCCCCCGCCAGCCUCGAGUCCCCAUCUCCAGCAUCAUCCUACUCUCCCAUCUCUCCAUCCCUUAUGGAGACGAAGCCAGUGCUCGGUUCUGUAGGCACGCCACAGACUGCACUGUGAACCCCAGCGGAGGACCCCUAUCAUCGGAUGCCCGGGAUCAAAGGACUCUUGGCAGUGGUUCUCCCAAAUAGCACUUUGCCUGGAGUGGGGUUGCGGUGGAGUUUCUCCUCCGCCCCUCAAUGCACACACUAUGAGGAGAGCGGUCGGCUUCCCUGCACUGUGCCUGCUUCUUAAUCUUCACGCUGCAGGGUGUUUUUCCGGAAAUAAUGAUCACUUUUUGGCUAUUCGCCAAAAGAAGAGUUGGAAGCCAGUGUUCAUUUAUGACCAUUCACAAGACAUUAAGAAGAGCCUGGAAAUCGCUCAAGAGGCAUAUAAACAUAACUACCACGCCCCUUCCGAAGUUCAAAUAAGCAAACGUCACCAGAUUAUUAAUUCAGCAUUUCCUAGACCUGCAUAUGACCCGUCUCUUAAUCUGUUGGCUGCGUCUGGUCAAGAUCUUGAAAUAGAAAAUCUCCCAAUUCCAGCAGCAAAUGUGAUUGUGGUGACACUGCAAAUGGAUAUAAACAAGCUGAAUAUAACCUUGCUUCGGAUCUUCCGCCAAGGUGUAGCUGCAGCCCUGGGACUCUUACCUCAGCAAGUGCACAUCAACCGUCUCAUUGAAAAGAAGAGCCAGGUUGAGUUGUUUGUGUCUCCCGUAAACCGGAAACCAGGAGAGCCGCAGGCCCUGCAGGCUGAGGAAGUACUGCGUUCGCUUAAUGUGGAUGUUUUACGUCAGAGUUUACCGCAGUUUGGAAUUACAGACGUCUCUCCCGAGAAAAAUGUUUUACAAGGGCAGCAUGAGGCGGACAAGAUUUGGAGCAAAGAAGGAUUUUACGCUGUCGUCAUCUUCCUCAGCAUCUUCAUCAUCGUAGUAACCUGUUUGAUGAUUAUUUACAGGUUAAAAGAAAGGCUUCAGCUUUCCUUAAGACAAGAUAAAGAGAAAAACCAGGAGAUCCACCUAUCACCCCUUGCACUCCAGCAAGCACAAUCAGAGGCCAAGACGACCCACAGCAUGGUCCAGCCUGAUCAGGCGCCCAAGGUGCUGAAUGUGGUUGUGGACCCUCAAGGCCAAUGCACUCCUGAGAUUCGAAACGCCACCUCCACCUCGGUCUGCCCUUCUCCCUUCAGAAUGAAGCCCAUAGGACUCCAGGAACGACGAGGGUCCAAUGUAUCUCUUACACUGGACAUGAGUAGCCUGGGAAAUGUGGAACCCUUUGUGGCCGUCUCAACCCCCCGGGAAAAGGUCGCCAUGGAGUACCUGCAGUCAGCCAGCCGAGUUCUCACAAGGCCACAGCUGAGGGAAGUUGUGGCAAGUUCCCACCUACUUCAAAGUGAAUUCAUGGAAAUACCAAUGAACUUUGUGGAUCCCAAAGAAAUUGAUAUUCCACGUCACGGAACUAAAAAUCGUUAUAAGACCAUUUUGCCAAAUCCCCUCAGCAGAGUGUGCUUAAGACCAAAAAAUAUAACUGAUUCAUUGAGUACUUACAUUAAUGCUAAUUACAUUCGGGGCUACAGUGGUAAGGAGAAAGCCUUUAUUGCCACCCAGGGCCCCAUGAUCAACACUGUGAAUGACUUCUGGCAGAUGGUUUGGCAAGAAGACAGUCCCGUGAUUGUUAUGAUCACAAAACUCAAAGAGAAAAAUGAGAAAUGUGUGCUCUACUGGCCAGAAAAGAGAGGGAUUUACGGCAAGGUGGAGGUUCUGGUCAUCGGCGUGAGUGAGUGUGAUAACUACACCAUCCGCAACCUCGUCUUAAAGCAAGGAAGUCACACCCAACAUGUGAAGCAUUACUGGUACACUUCAUGGCCCGAUCACAAGACUCCAGACAGUGCCCAGCCCCUUCUGCAGCUCAUGCUGGACGUAGAAGAAGACAGACUGGCCUCUGAAGGCCGAGGGCCUGUGGUUGUCCACUGCAGUGCGGGAAUUGGGAGAACCGGGUGUUUCAUCGCUACAUCCAUUGGCUGUCAACAGUUGAAAGAAGAAGGAGUUGUAGACGCACUAAGUAUUGUCUGCCAGCUCCGUGUAGACAGGGGUGGUAUGGUCCAAACCAGCGAGCAGUAUGAAUUCGUGCACCACGCUCUGUGCCUGUUCGAGAGCAGACUUUCGCCCGAAACUGUCCAGUGACAACGAUUCACCGGAGCGUCAAUCUCUCACGGGUGAUUCAUCCAAUUACCCACUGAAAGCUCCCGCACGCACGGAGCUCCCUGCAAUGGAUGCCGAGGCUCUAAAGCCAGCCUGAGGCACGGGUUGUGGAAGAUACGGCAGCAUGAAAAGAUUGCCAACCUUUGUGAAUAGGACUGCGUUCACGGCAUCCCCCUCCCCCACCCCGGUUACUCUGAAGGUCCUGUGCUGAUAGAAGUAUGACAGUCUUCACGCAGCCCGAGGAGGACUUUGUUUUGUCUGUGUCGACUCUCCACCGCACAGAAUCUACGUGUGUGAUAUUCAGAGACUGUCCUCUUGAGGACCGGAGGAGAGGCUGAAGAUGCCAUUACCCCGUGUUUAGAUGCUUUAAUAUUCAUAAAGCCUGUCUGGCGCACUGGACUGUCAGCUGUUCACCUGUUCCUGUUUUAAGUGGCUAUUACCUAUCUCAGUUACCAGAAUCUUGCUACUCAAGUUGCGAGUGAUCAACAAUGGAUUUUUAACCAAGACGUUUUUUUUUUUGUUUUUGAAAAAAAAAAAUCAAAUGCAGUGACUAUUUUAUAUGGACAUGUGUCUGAUUAUAUCUAUGAAGUGUGUAUUUAUAGUAUCUCCUAUGGAUCAAUUACAGAGCACAAUGAUUGUCAUUGGAUAUAUAUAUGUAUAUUAUAUGUAUAUGUACACAUAUAUAUCCUAUUAUUAGAUAUAGAAGUGGCUCCUGUUCCACAACACCUACUACUGUAUUUCUACAUUGUGAUUUGUUUGACUUUAAAAGGGGAUAAACAAAUUUAUAGUAACUAUAAAGUAUCAAUAAUUUUAAAUACUCGUCUCUCUUUUACUAAGAAGGGAUUUUUGAAUACAGUGUCUACCUGGUAUCUCUCUCCCAAUAAGAAGCAGGUGCCUUUGGGGGUGCUCCAACUUGUUUCAUCCCCAAAAGUUUUUCUAAGGGCACUAGUCAUGCACGACCUUACAUUUCUAAAAGAGUUCCUUCCUCAAGAGACAAAUGAAGGCAAAAAAAAAAAAAAAUCACACUCAGAAAACAUAAGAUGUUCUACUCAGAUAUGAAUUUUCAAUGCAGCUAAGUUGACUUUCUUUCGUACUCCCAAUAAAUGACUCUUAACAG